Molecule: messenger RNA, 393 nt
Organism: Galeopterus variegatus (Sunda flying lemur)
Lineage: Eukaryota; Metazoa; Chordata; Mammalia; Dermoptera; Cynocephalidae
Product: coiled-coil domain-containing protein 158-like
Exons: 3
Coding region: 1-393 (130 amino acids)
Source: RefSeq, a predicted model, not a curated record
AUGAGCCAGGGUGAAGGCUUGGCGGGCGACGCCCCGGCUGGGCCUGACUCCCGGGGCGCAGGUUCUUCAAGUCCUUUUUUUGUGUCAUCUAUUCGUGGUACAAUAAUUGAAAACACUUCAGCUGGAACUUUGACACAAAUUCCUUUUUUCCCUAAAUAUGAAGUGGAACUUGAUCCUCAUAGAAAACUCAUUCCUUACCCUGGAAAGGAACACAUCGAACGUGUUUUGGAUGAAUAUUCACAUCAAGUAAAAGAUUUGCAGAGAAAAUUAAAUGAAUCUCUUGUUCCAGUAAAAACCUCCAUAGACAGUCAUAAUGAUUCCAUGGCUUUUGUUGCCAAUUCUAUGCCAACGAAUGUUCAAUUUAUAUUUUUCACAGACUUCUUUCUUGUCUGA